Molecule: messenger RNA, 3543 nt
Organism: Talaromyces amestolkiae
Lineage: Eukaryota; Fungi; Ascomycota; Eurotiomycetes; Eurotiales; Trichocomaceae
Exons: 2
Coding region: 1-3543 (1180 amino acids)
Biological process (GO): IRE1-mediated unfolded protein response; mRNA processing; intrinsic apoptotic signaling pathway in response to endoplasmic reticulum stress
Cellular component (GO): IRE1-TRAF2-ASK1 complex
Molecular function (GO): protein serine/threonine kinase activity; ATP binding; RNA endonuclease activity
Source: RefSeq, a predicted model, not a curated record
AUGCGGUGGAAGCUGCCGACCGCGCUUCCGGCCAGUGCCGCCAUCCUCCUCCCUUCGCUCCUUCUCACGGCUCCGCAGCAGCUGUCUUACGCUCAACAACACGAUGCCGCCGUAUCGUCUUCGAUAUACGUGGCCUCGCGCCCCACGGGCCAGUCGACUAUCGACGAAAGCCCCCAUACAUAUUUUCGAGAUACCCGCACACACAUGCCGCCGGACGUGAAGAAGAUCAAUCCGGACGAUGUGAGCGCCCUAGCAACUCUGGCUCUGGCAGGCUCUAAUAGCCGUGCCGUUCGAGCCCCCCCUGCCCAGCUGAGCAGUCCAACUGCCGGCUUGGUGUCGCAGCUUCAAGCGCGGUCCCUGCAGGACUGGGAGGUUGAGGAUUUUGUUUUGUUGGCGACCGUCGAUGGUACCAUUCAUGCUCGAGAUCGCAAAACGGGUUCCCCUCGAUGGGCCCUGGAAGUUCCCAGUAGCCCCAUGGUCGAAAGCAUCUAUCAUAAUCGCUCAACAACCGGUUUCGACGCUGAUACCUCCAUCCGAGAUGACGACUUUCUCUGGAUUGUCGAACCCAGCAUGGAUGGCAGUCUCUAUAUUUUCAGUCCCGGACAACAAGGUGGUCUCCAAAAACUAGGACUUACCGUCAAGGACCUUGUCAACGAAACGCCAUAUUCCGGAACAGAUCCAGCAGUAACUUACACUGCCCGCAAAGAGACCACUCUAUAUACCGUUGACGCUCGUACCGGUAAUGUCCUCCGUGUCUUCAGCUCUCGCGGUCCUCUUUCCGCCGAUCACAAUUGCAAAACCGACCGACUCGCUACCGAUGACAAUCUCGACGAUGACAACACCAGUGAGGACGGUGGCCACUGUGGAGGGACAUCUGGGACAUUGACCAUUGGCCGUAUUGAGUAUGCCGUCGCCAUCCAAAACACGGAAMCCGGCGAGCCUAUAUGCACUUUGAAGUAUUCCGAAUGGACACCGAAUAAUCGUGAUGUUGAUCUUCAAAGCCAGUACUAUCAGACCAUGGACCAAAGUCACAUUUACAGCAUGCAUGAUGGUGUGGUCCUCGGCUUUGAUCAUUCACGCAUGGAACGCCCUCGUUACACUCAACGGUUCUCAUCUCCAGUCGUGCGAGUUUUCGAUGUAGCUCGACCGGUCAAUGUCAAGUCUCCAGAUUCCCCUCUGCCACUCGUGUUACUCUCUCAACCGCUCGAGCCACCUGACCCUGAUUAUGCCGCCUCCCCCGACACUGAAGACCGAGUUUUCAUCGAUUGUACCGAGGCUGGUGGUUGGUACGCCAUGUCGGAAACAACAUAUCCUCUUGUGACAGGCCGUGCAGGCAUGGCCCAGUGUUACGACAAGGACUUUUUCCGUGAUAGCCAUUCACUCCUCACACUCGAUCUUGAGCGGCAGCGCAAAGCUCUCGUCGGCGUACAUUCGGUCAACAUGCCGACCAGCCAUGGUGGCCGUCGCAGUCGAAUGCAUAGCAUCUCUGGCCCUUCAGCCAUUGGGGGUGGUCCGAACGGUACACCUCGGGAUAUGAUCAGCUCUCCAUCGUAUCUUGCUUCACCUCCUGCUCUCAGACAAAGUGUAAUUAUCCGUACUGGCUGGGAAAACCGCACCGAUAUAUUUGUCUUGGCCAUUCUUGCUCUAUUUGGCUACUUCCUAUGGGUCAAUUCGGCGUUGUUUCAAGAACAUUUGAAACAGAAGCUGGACCUGAAGAACAUCCUGGCUGCUUACGAUCAGCACAUUUCUGAACCGCCGACAUCUCCAACCGUGAACUCCUUCCAACGAGAUUCCAGUCCGAUUAAUAUUCGCUCCGAAUUCACAACGCCCAGGAAAGCACCGGUUCAACUAGAGGAUAUCCAGGUUGACAACGAAUCCACUCCACGAAAUGACCGGACUUCGUCCCGAUCUGGCGACCCAGAGACGACACCUCGAGUCCGUAUUCGCGAACCUUCUCGAGGACCCGAUGACGAUGGAGACGAGCUGAACCCCCAGGAACCCAAGAAGAAGAAACGUCAAAGGGGUCAAAGAGGCGGUAAAGCUCAUAAAAGAAAACCCAAGCCCGGCUCCGACGAGGAGAAAGUGCUGUCACAGGCAGUUGAACAAGUCAAAUCACUAGUUCCACCAUCAGGACUUGAACCAGACGUACAAUUGUCUCGUCAGGUUUCGAAUGAAAUUUAUGAGAUUGACGGCGCCAUUCGGAUUGGUCAGCUCAAAGUAUAUACGGAUACGGUACUCGGUCAUGGUAGCCAUGGAACUAUUGUCUACAAAGGAUCUUUUGAUGGACGAGACGUGGCUGUCAAGCGAAUGCUAGUUGAGUUCUUCGAUAUAGCGUCACAUGAGGUUGGCUUGUUACAAGAGAGCGACGACCACAGCAACGUCAUCCGAUACUAUUGUCGUGAACAGGCUGCUGGGUUUUUGUACAUCGCCUUGGAGCUUUGUCCGGCGUCCCUUCAAGAGGUAGUCGAGAAACCGCAGGACUAUCCUCAAUUGGUAAAAGGCGGCUUGGACGUUCCAGAUGUCUUACGGCAGAUCACGCUUGGUGUACGGUAUCUACAUUCACUUAAGAUUGUGCAUCGGGAUCUCAAACCACAGAACAUCCUCGUCGCUGCACCACGAGGUCGUAGUAUAAGUAGCCAGUACCCGGCGCUUCGUCUUUUGAUCUCAGACUUUGGCUUGUGUAAGAAGCUCGAAGAUAACCAAAGCUCUUUCCGAGCUACUACAGCGCACGCCGCAGGUACAUCCGGAUGGCGUGCACCAGAGUUGCUGGUGGAUGAAGACCAACAGUCGGCUAUAGCAAUAAAUGGUGGACAUUCGAACCAUACUGAGUCGUCCGAACCGGCUGUAGUUGAUCCACAGACAAACCGACGAGCGACCCGUGCCAUUGAUAUCUUCUCUCUGGGAUGUGUUUUCUACUACGUCCUUACCCGCGGAGGACAUCCCUACGACAAGGACGGCAAAUUCAUGCGAGAGGCAAAUAUCGUCAAAGGCAAUUACAAUCUUGUGGACCUCGAACGUUUAGGUGACUAUGCGUUUGAAGCGGAUGACCUCAUUCGUAAUAUGCUUUCACUGAAUCCUCGUAGUCGCCCUGAUGCAACGACAGUUCUCAUGCAUCCCUUCUUCUGGAAUGCGGCAGAUCGUCUGAAUUUCCUCUGCGAUGUGUCAGAUCACUUCGAAUUCGAACCGCGCGACCCGCCAUCUCCGGCACUUCAGUACCUUGAGUCUGUUGCCCGCAACGUCAUGGGUCCUGAUAUGGAUUUUCUCAAACUCUUACCCAAGGAGUUCAAAGACAGUUUAGGCAAACAACGCAAGUACACGGGAUCGCGCAUGCUCGAUCUGCUGCGCGCUCUUCGCAACAAACGAAAUCAUUACAAUGACAUGUCGGAGCAUCUUAAAGCGCACAUUGGUGGUCUGCCAGAGGGCUAUUUGCGGUUCUGGGCGGUGAGAUUUCCGUCUCUCUUGAUGAACUGCCAUACUGUUGUGGUGGACCUGGACUUGAGUCGAGUGGAGCGAUUUAAGCGAUACUUUACACCGCCGGAGUGA